GGAAGCGGGGGCGGUGGGAGGGGUAGAACGCGUAGGUCCCGCUCACGACUCCGCAGCUGCUGCAGUCGCCGCAGCAUCAGGACCAGUCGCACAGUCCAGGCAGCUGUCUUUUUCGCCUUUUCCGCGCGGGUGUUCGAGCGGCGCCCAAUACGCUUCAGCACCUCGGACAGCGCCCGCCGCGCUCGCCCUGGGCUCCUGAAGAAUCCGCGGGUGCUUGACCGCGCGGGGGCCCGGGGGUCCGUACAUCGCGAGGUGGUCGCGCUCGCGCAACCCAGAACCAGGCCCGCUGUGCCCGAGGCUCAUGAGCACCAUGCACCUGCUGACAUUCGCCCUGCUUUUCUCCUGCUCCUUCGCCCGCGCUGCCUGCGACCCCAAGAUUGUCAACAUCGGCGCGGUGCUGAGCACGCGCAAGCACGAGCAGAUGUUCCGCGAGGCAGUAAACCAGGCCAAUAAGCGGCACGGCUCUUGGAAGAUACAGCUCAACGCCACUUCUGUCACCCACAAGCCCAACGCCAUACAGAUGGCCCUGUCAGUGUGUGAGGACCUCAUCUCCAGCCAGGUCUACGCUAUCCUAGUUAGUCACCCGCCUACUCCCAACGACCACUUCACUCCCACCCCUGUCUCCUACACAGCUGGCUUCUACAGAAUCCCCGUCCUGGGGCUGACUACCCGAAUGUCCAUCUACUCUGACAAGAGCAUCCACCUGAGCUUCCUUCGCACCGUACCACCCUACUCCCACCAGUCCAGCGUCUGGUUUGAGAUGAUGCGCGUCUACAACUGGAACCAUAUCAUCCUGCUGGUCAGCGAUGACCACGAGGGCCGGGCAGCGCAGAAGCGUCUGGAGACAUUGCUGGAGGAGCGUGAGUCCAAGGCAGAGAAGGUGCUGCAGUUUGACCCAGGAACCAAGAAUGUGACGGCUCUGCUGAUGGAAGCCCGGGACCUGGAAGCCCGGGUUAUCAUCCUUUCUGCAAGUGAGGACGACGCUGCCACCGUAUACCGCGCAGCCGCGAUGCUGAACAUGACUGGCUCUGGGUACGUGUGGCUCGUCGGGGAGCGCGAGAUCUCUGGGAACGCUCUGCGCUACGCUCCUGAUGGCAUCAUCGGACUUCAGCUAAUCAAUGGCAAGAACGAGUCGGCCCACAUCAGUGACGCUGUGGGCGUGGUGGCACAGGCAGUCCACGAGCUCCUAGAAAAGGAGAACAUCACUGAUCCGCCUCGGGGUUGCGUGGGCAACACCAACAUCUGGAAGACAGGACCACUGUUCAAGAGGGUGCUGAUGUCUUCCAAGUAUGCAGAUGGAGUGACUGGUCGUGUGGAAUUCAAUGAGGAUGGGGACCGGAAGUUUGCCAACUAUAGUAUCAUGAACCUGCAGAACCGCAAGCUGGUGCAAGUGGGCAUCUACAAUGGUACCCAUGUCAUCCCAAAUGACAGGAAGAUCAUCUGGCCAGGAGGAGAGACAGAGAAGCCUCGAGGAUACCAGAUGUCCACCAGACUAAAGAUAGUGACAAUCCACCAAGAGCCCUUCGUGUAUGUCAAGCCCACAAUGAGUGAUGGCACAUGCAAAGAGGAGUUCACAGUCAAUGGUGACCCUGUCAAGAAGGUGAUCUGUACGGGGCCUAAUGACACAUCCCCAGGAAGCCCACGUCACACAGUGCCCCAGUGCUGCUAUGGCUUCUGCAUUGACCUGCUCAUCAAGCUGGCACGGACCAUGAAUUUUACCUACGAGGUGCACCUUGUGGCAGAUGGCAAGUUUGGCACACAGGAGCGGGUAAACAACAGCAACAAAAAGGAGUGGAACGGAAUGAUGGGAGAGCUGCUCAGUGGUCAAGCAGACAUGAUCGUGGCUCCACUGACCAUUAACAAUGAGCGUGCGCAGUACAUAGAGUUCUCCAAGCCCUUCAAGUACCAGGGCCUGACCAUUCUGGUCAAGAAGGAGAUCCCUCGGAGCACACUGGACUCAUUCAUGCAGCCCUUUCAGAGCACACUGUGGCUGCUGGUGGGGCUGUCAGUUCAUGUGGUGGCCGUGAUGCUGUACCUACUGGACCGCUUCAGUCCCUUUGGCCGAUUCAAGGUGAACAGUGAGGAGGAGGAGGAGGAUGCCCUGACACUGUCCUCUGCCAUGUGGUUUUCCUGGGGCGUCCUGCUCAACUCUGGCAUUGGGGAAGGUGCCCCCCGGAGUUUCUCUGCUCGUAUCCUAGGCAUGGUGUGGGCUGGUUUUGCCAUGAUCAUCGUGGCUUCCUACACUGCCAACCUGGCAGCCUUCCUGGUGCUGGAUAGGCCUGAGGAGCGCAUCACAGGCAUCAAUGACCCCAGGCUCAGAAACCCCUCAGACAAGUUCAUCUAUGCAACUGUAAAACAGAGCUCUGUGGAUAUCUACUUCCGGAGGCAGGUGGAGUUGAGCACCAUGUACCGGCACAUGGAGAAGCACAAUUAUGAAAGUGCAGCUGAGGCCAUCCAGGCUGUGCGGGACAACAAGCUCCAUGCCUUCAUCUGGGACUCAGCUGUGCUGGAGUUUGAGGCUUCACAGAAGUGUGAUCUGGUGACCACGGGUGAGCUGUUCUUCCGCUCUGGCUUUGGCAUCGGCAUGCGCAAGGACAGCCCCUGGAAGCAAAAUGUUUCCCUGUCUAUACUCAAGUCCCAUGAGAAUGGCUUCAUGGAAGACCUGGAUAAGACAUGGGUUCGGUAUCAAGAAUGUGACUCCCGCAGCAACGCCCCUGCCACCCUCACUUUUGAGAACAUGGCAGGGGUCUUCAUGCUGGUGGCUGGAGGCAUCGUAGCUGGGAUCUUCCUCAUUUUCAUCGAGAUCGCCUACAAGCGACACAAGGAUGCCCGUAGGAAGCAGAUGCAGCUGGCUUUUGCAGCCGUGAACGUGUGGAGGAAGAACCUGCAGGAUAGAAAGAGUGGUAGAGCAGAGCCCGACCCUAAAAAGAAAGCCACAUUUAGGGCUAUCACCUCCACCCUGGCCUCCAGCUUCAAGAGACGUAGGUCCUCCAAAGACACGAGCACCGGGGGUGGACGCGGCGCUUUGCAAAACCAAAAAGACACAGUGCUGCCGCGACGCGCUAUUGAGAGGGAGGAGGGCCAGCUGCAGCUGUGUUCCCGUCAUAGGGAGAGCUGAGACGCCCCGCCCGCCCUCCUCUGCCCCUCCCCCGCAGACAGACGCACGGGACAGCGGCCUGGCCCACGCAGAGCCCCGGAGCACGACGGGGUCGGGGGAGGAGCACCCCCAGCCUCCCCCAGGCCGUGCCCGCCUGCCCGCCGGUCGGCCGGCUGGCCGGUCCACCCUGUCCCGGCCCCGCGCGUGCCCCCGACGUCGGAGCUAACGGGCCGCCUUGUCUGUGUAUUUCUAUUUUACAGCAGUACCAUCCCACUGAUAUCACGGGCCCGCUCAACCUCUCAGAUCCCUCGGUCAGCACCGUGGUGUGAGGCCCCCGGAGGCGCCCACCUGCCCAGUUAGCCCGGCCAAGGACACUGAUGAGUCCUGCUGCUCGGGAAGGCCUGAGGGAAGCCCACCCGCCCCAGAGACUGCCCACCCUGGGCCUCCCGUCCUCCUGCUCUGCUGCCUGGCGGGCAGCCCCUGCAGGACCAAGGUGCGGACCAGAGCGGCUGAGGAUGGGCCAGAGCUGAGCCGGCUGGGCAGGGCCACAGGGCGCUCCGGCAGAGGCAGGGCCCUGAGGUCUCUGAGCAGUGGGGUGAGGGGCCUAAGUGGCCCCGGUCGGAGGAGCCUGGAGCAGAAAUGGCAGCCCCAUCCUUCCUCCAGCCACUACCCCAAGCUACAGUGGGGGCCCAUGGCCCCAGCUUGCUAGGUCACCCUCCACCCCUCCUCCAGCGCCUGCUCUCUGCAACCUAAUUUCCACCUCUCUCUCUCCUGCUGCACAAUCCUCCCACGACCCUUCCCACCCCAUUCACUGGGCUGGCUCCGACCUUUCCCAGGGCUAGCCUUCACUGCCCUAGUGGCAGCGCUUCCCAGGGGUGCUCUCUGGCUCCCAGAUGUCUAGGGCUCCAGACUCCAAGAGGGCUGAGCCUUCUCUUCUGCCUGCAGCCACAAUAGGCUUCCUCAGACGCUGGCUUGAGAGGAGCCCCGCACCUUGGGCACCAGGGAGUGCCAUCCGCCUCCCAGUCCGGUGUCACUCACCCAACCUUGUACAUGACUAGCUCUCCCAGUGUCCAAGCGCGUGCCUUCCCCGAGCCACUGGGGCGCAGCAGCGUGCUGCCCCUCUGCCCCAGGGACACCGGGCGCGCAUAGCCACCCCUAAUCCCGGUAUUCAGUGGUGAUGCCUAAAGGAAUGUCAGAAAAUUUC
Mus caroli (Ryukyu mouse) is the source of this 4301-nucleotide messenger RNA. RefSeq names its product glutamate ionotropic receptor NMDA type subunit 1 (gene Grin1). Gene Ontology annotation, cellular component: membrane. NCBI's taxonomy places the organism in Eukaryota, Metazoa, Chordata, Mammalia, Rodentia, Muridae. Gene Ontology annotation, biological process: monoatomic ion transport. The record is from RefSeq and is a predicted model, not a curated record. Gene Ontology annotation, molecular function: signaling receptor activity; ligand-gated monoatomic ion channel activity.